This is a messenger RNA of Emericellopsis atlantica, 837 nucleotides long. RefSeq lists its product as uncharacterized. The transcript is spliced from 3 exons. The record is from RefSeq and is a predicted model, not a curated record. NCBI's taxonomy places the organism in Eukaryota, Fungi, Ascomycota, Sordariomycetes, Hypocreales, Bionectriaceae. Bases 1 to 837 code for a protein of 278 amino acids.
AUGGCUGAUUCACAGAGGUCCGAUCUGAAUAAGGAUGACGAUAUACCUCCCUUUGGUCUCAUUGAUUUCGACCAUUACUUGAUUCAACACUUUGACCUGUCGCGCCCCAUUGAGACCGACAAGGACCAGUGGAGGCACCUUUGCCAGCAAUACUGGCAGCUGUACCCUCGCGAGCGAUGGCCAUACCACAAAGCCCAGUUGGAUGCCGAAGAUGCUUGGAGGAAUCAUAACGAGCCACCGCCAGCCUAUCCUGUGCUUGAACGACGCAUUGCGCCGUUCCAAACGCCGCUCGAGCGGAGGCUAGGCGACGGCUCGGGGACGCAGUGCUGCCUAAGAACCUGCUACGACCCUGAGCUUGAGGAGGACUACCAGGAAUUCAUCCGUGAAAAUCAGAUAGACCGAGAAUGCCUACUCUACGCCUCUGGGAGUAUCCUCGACGACGAGGAACGCUAUAAGGAUAUGGAUGCUAACCCUAUGGAGGUCUUGUACAAUAUGCCUGGGUACACUGAUGUGGUGGACGUAAUUGACGAGCCGUUGUAUGACGAGCUUCUGCCGUGGAGCGACGAGGAAUGGGCCGCCGCAAGAGAUCCCGAGGACCCCUGCAAGGUCUCCGCGGAAGUCUAUAAUAUCAUCAUGGUUAUAGAUAGAGAGGCUCUCGAGGAGGGUCUUCUCAAGGUGAAGUGGUUGAACUGGCGGAGCGAGGUUGUCUGGGAAAACAAGCUCUACUGGGGCGCAAUCAAUUCCUUUGUGCAGAUUUGGCUGCAAGGUUUUGGAAUCUACGACUUUUCGAAGAGAAACGGGGAUAUUAUAGGAGAGGGAUGGAUGCCAAGCCCCUAG